Molecule: messenger RNA, 183 nt
Organism: Colletotrichum truncatum
Lineage: Eukaryota; Fungi; Ascomycota; Sordariomycetes; Glomerellales; Glomerellaceae
Product: F-type H+-transporting ATPase subunit j
Biological process (GO): proton motive force-driven ATP synthesis
Molecular function (GO): proton-transporting ATP synthase activity, rotational mechanism
Source: RefSeq, a predicted model, not a curated record
AUGUCUUGGCUCGGAGCUCGCGCCCUCAAGAAGUACCCUACGCCCGUCCUUCGGCCGAUGGCUCCUUUCUUCGCUGCCGGUCUGGUCAUCGCGUACGGCAUCAACUCUGCCCAGAACGCCAUGCUCAAGUCCGAUGAGUGGAAGAACGAUGCCCGCAACCCCCUGGCCAAGAAGGGCCACUAA